CCCCCCCCCUUUUUGAAAAAUUGAUUCCGUACAUUUAUAAAAAAAAGUCAUAAAUACAGCAGUUUUGAUAAGUAGGAUGAACACGUUAAACUAAUUUUAUACAUAGUUCAAUGUCCAAUAAUAAUAGCCGAGAUGAACAACCCCAUUACCACCCACAACAACAACAGCAAUACCAGCAACAACAGAGGCCUAGAAUAAGUAAUCCUUAUUCUGAUAAUCCCACCUUCAACACAUUUUAUCCUAACAAUGGUAGCCAUACCUUGGCUUCCACAUACAAUACAGCAUCAUCAACAGGCGAACCAAUAAUUAAUAAUUAUUACCAAUUACAGCAACAACAGCAGCAAUUGUAUCAACCCCAACAACAACCACAAUAUACAUUUCAAACGUUUGUACCCGCACAACCACCUAGCUUACAACAGUUCUCUGACCCCGUCGUGCCCACUGAACCCGACGAAUUCAUCAUUGACUUGUUGAGAAAGCCUCAACAACGUUUAUUCUUGUUAAAAUUAGAAUUGGAAAUAGAAGCAUUCAUCAAGGAUGAACAGAAACUUCGCCUAGACUUGCCUGGUAUGAAUUCUUAUCAACGCUUAAUAGUUCAUAAAUUGGCUCCUUAUUACAAGUUAAAUCAUUAUCAUGAUGCCAUGAGAAAAGCUGUUUAUGUUUGCAAGACAUUUAUUACAGAGCUGCCCAAGGUUCGAUUGCCUGAUGUUCGUUUGGACGAGCAUGAUGAAACUGAAUCAUCACCAUUAUCAUCAGCAACAGCAACAACAACAGCCGCUUCCAGCCAAAACGGUGACCCUCAUGCGACUGAAGAAUCGAAUCAUAAGAACGAAGAGACACCUCCACAAUUUAAAAUCAUGCGUCGUUCAGAAGGAUCCAGUCCUUCCUCGCGUAAUUCCAACACGGAAGAUGCAUCUAAAGAAAGUAGAAAAAAUAUGACGUUUGAAGAAAGAAAAACUGCCUAUGAAGAAGCAAGAGCUCGCAUUUUUCAAAAUCUGGAAACUGCUAACAAUAAACAAUAAUUUUUUUUUUUUUUUUUUUU
This is a messenger RNA of Mucor mucedo, 1042 nucleotides long. RefSeq names its product single-stranded nucleic acid binding R3H. NCBI's taxonomy places the organism in Eukaryota, Fungi, Mucoromycota, Mucoromycetes, Mucorales, Mucoraceae. The transcript has 4 exons. Bases 111 to 1022 code for a protein of 303 amino acids. Gene Ontology annotation, molecular function: nucleic acid binding. The record is from RefSeq and is a predicted model, not a curated record.